UGCGUCCGGCCGGUGGGCUGCGACUACUCUCCCAGAGCUGGGUUCAGGCUCCCGGAUCCACGUCUCCGGCCACGUCCCCGCAGCUCCCCGGGGCCCCGCUACCCGGUGGCAGCGCGGUGGCCGAAGUUGGAGGGAGCGGCCGCAGGUGGACCCGGAGGCAGGAGGGGCCGGUCUUGGGUUUUGCAGUUUUGAACGCGCCUGCUUCAGAGUCGCGCCCGGCUCGUUGGCGGCGCGGAAUGGCGCCUGGCCGCCUGUCGCGGGGACCCUGGCUGGAUCGCGUCGGCCUGGCCGAGCAGCGGUCAGAACCCACCCCUCCUUUGUCUGUAGCCUGUAGCUCAGCCCCUCUGCUCCAGGAGCCCGGCUGCUGAUCGCUGGCACCCGGUCCAGACCCACCCCUUUUCCAGCUGGUCUUCCUGGAGUCACUUUCUGAGACCUGUUGCCGGUUCUCCCACCACGCCUUGUGCGUCUUUGACCCAGAGUCUUUUUGACUCCUCUUACCCCCAUCUGACCUUCUGCUCGGCCUGGUGGGGUUUUCCAAGUUGUAAUACAAAAUAGAAUGGUCAGUGCUUAGAGAUGAGGAAUUACCUCCUUUAGGAAGAUUAAUAAAGACUUCGAGAGGCGGGCAUAGUUACUUGUAUUGGACCUUCAAAGGCCAGAAGACAGACGAGUGGCGAUUGAAGGGGGAGUUGGGGCUUCUCUGGCGGUUGACUGACCCAGUAAACAAAGAACUGGGCCUGAGACAGUGCAGAGGGAAGGCGGACGGACUGCAGUCUUAAACAAGGCACCUGUGAUUUGUCAUCCACUGGGCAGCCACUGGCAGGCACCAUUCAGUGGACACCUGGGACUUGCUGUGUAUCACAUGUCUAGCGCUGUUCUCUCACAGAGAUGUGGUAUGGUGUGUUCCUGUGGGCAUUGGUGUCCUCCCUCUUCUUUCAUGUCCCCGCUGGAUUACUGGCCCUCUUCACCCUCAGACAUCACAAAUAUGGUAGGUUCAUGUCUGUAAGCAUCCUGUUGAUGGGCAUCGUGGGACCAAUUACUGCUGGAAUCUUGACAAGUGCAGCAAUUGCUGGAGUUUACCGAGCAGCAGGGAAGGAGAUGAUACCAUUUGAAGCCUUGACCUUGGGCACUGGACAGACAUUCUGUGUGGUGGUGGUCUCCUUUUUACGGAUUUUAGCUACUCUAUAGCAUACACCCUUAUGCUGUGAUGUCCAACCUAAGUUUUCUAGAAUCCUCAGAGAAUACAUGAUGGAGUGUAGUGUGUUUUAUUUCUUCAAGUGGAAGCAACUUGGUUCAACAGGAAUGUGAAGAACAUAUCAGAUAUUUCUUCAGUUUGAAGCUGUAGCCAUUGAAGACCUUUUUGGACUCCUAUCAUUCUCAACCAAGACAAAACCAGUUUCUUGGCCUCUUUUUUGUAGAUUAAGUUUUACACACAUACCUUACCAGGCCAACUGUGCCUUUGGGUUGGCCUCCCUUACACUGGAAUAUCCCUUACUAUAUUUGGUGAGAAAAUCCAUAUUUCAUGAAUGUUGCAUAUUUCAGAGAAACUGGGCAAUAUUGGUGUAUUUAACAUGAGCAGAAUAAGCUGCAUUAAAAACUUAGUUGAUCUAAUCUUGAUUAAUAUUUGGGAAACUCUUCUUUCACUGUAUCUUCAUGACAGUAAAGCCAACUAGGUUUUGGUUGAGUAUAGCUUUGAGAGCAAAUUUGGUGAAAUGUAACAGGAAAUAAGUUGAAGUAUAACUCAAGUAGUGACUUUGGUUCCACCGUUAAAAGUAGAUAACUGAUGAGAAUGUGAUGUUUUAUGUAUAACUAUCUUGAUCUCUGAUUUUUUAAUAUUUUAAGAGAUAUGCGUUUGUUUUUUUUACAAUUGAUUAAAAGAAGCUAGCUAAUUGACUUUUUCUUUUUUCUUUUUCUUUUUCUUUUUUUUUUUUUUUAAAGAGGGUUUGUUAUGUUCUGGCCCCAAACUCCUGUGCUCAAGCGAUCCUCCUUCCUGGGCCUCCUGAGAAACUGGGACUACAGUAAUGCACCAUUACACCUGGCUAGCACUUUAAAAAAAAAAAAAAGAAAGAAAGAAAGAAAGGAUUUCUAUACUUUUUCCUAUUGCUUUUUGUUUUAAAUUGUGGGUGGGCAUAAUACUUUUUAUGCAGUGCUGAGGAUGGAACACAGUGCCUCACGCAUGCUAGGCAAGUGCUCUACCACUGAGCUACAACCCCAGCCCUCUUAUUGCUUUUAAUUUGGCUUAUUUUAUUUAGUUUAAUUAGAAAUCUACAUACCCUCUGAAGCAGCUAAGUUGAAAAUUUUAAGCAAGAUUGUUUAGAAUAUUCUUUGGACACUGAGGCACAAAUAAGAUACUUAAAACAUUCUGCUAUAGAUUUUCUUAGUGACUGGGGUGGAUUAAUCACUUGAGACAAUUUUAGAAGUACAGCUGAAAAUAGCAUUGGUGGUUAUUGGUUCCUUAGUCUUGAUGUGUUUACCUGGUGGUGGCUCUUCAGCCACUUGUGCAGUAUUUUUGAGUGUCUACUCCCAUUAAGUGCCUGAAGUUUUAUUUUCAGAUCUAUCCCCAUUCUGCCUUUUACACUUCUAUUCAAGAAAAUUAUACCCUUAAAGAGAAUUAAAAAUCAAGUUUUUUAAACUCAAUUUUAGCUAUUUUAAUUUUUAUCCUACUGCUUUUCUUUUUUAUUAAAAGGCCUGAAAACUUUGACCUUAAAAAGGAAAAACACUACAAAAAUUAAGUAAUUUGAUCCUUACCACCUAAACUGUUUGUGUAGAAUACAAUCAAUGUUGUUACCUGUUUUCAAAAUAACUUCUGAUAGUUAACCCUGACUUUCUUUACUUCCACAUUUUUCUUGGUGCAUUAUAGUUGUACAUAAUAUUGGGAUUUGUUGUUACAUAUUCCUAUGUGUGCACACAAUAUAACAAUAUAAUUUGGCUAGUAUCACUGCCCCCUCUACCUCUCCUUAAUUCUGACAUUUUUAAAGGAGAACUUUCAUUAUGAGAUUAAGGCUGACAACCCACGAGGUCAUAUGCACAUGAAUCUAUUCUAUUUAAAACAAAAUGCACUCUGGCUUCUGAUUAGAAGAAGCUAGGAGGACAUUUGCCGGUGGAAUUCAUAGAGAAAAAUUAUAAAGGAAUUACAAAAUUCACUGGACAUUUUCUUUUAACAAAUUAGACUGCUUGUUAAAACUAAUUGAAUGCAGCUAAAUUUCCUUUCAAAAUCCCCAACAAGAAACUCAAAUCUAAGCUGGGCAUGGUGGUGUACUCCUGUAAUCCCAGUGACUCAGGAGGCUAAGGCAAGAGGAUCACAAGUCUGGGUCCUGUCCAGAGAACUUAAUGAGACCCCGUCUCAAAUAAGUGAAAAGGCUGGGGUGGUAGCUCAGUGGUAGAGCACUCUUGGGUUCAGUCCUCAGUACUACAAAAAAAUAAGCUCAAAUCUUUCUUCCAACAAAUAUUUAAAGAUUACAGUUUUCAGCUGAAAAAACUGUGAUUUUAGAAAAUAUCCCUCAGUUUAAAAAAUAUGGGUAUUAUAUCCCUUCUUUUGGGAAAUGGUUUUAGAACAUCUCUAUUGAAAAAAUGCUUUUUUCUUGCCUAAAACAUUCUUUUGGCUAUGUCACAAACAUGUGGGCCAGUAGUUGGAUCCUUCCCCCUGAAAUCUAAUUUUUCAACGUAUUGAUCCAUGAUUAAAAUGUUAGUUUCCUUUUUUCCUUUUUUAGAGCCAAGACAAAAAUUUAGGCAUUUUGAAAUUUAGGCAUCUGUUUCUUAUUUGAUUAUCUAUUCUUUAAAAACUUCAAAUAUAAGUUGUAUCUUUAAAUUGCUAAAUGUUUCCUCCACCCCAGUAUGUGAAGCAUUUUCCUGUGAAUAAAUGUAUAGAUCGUG
Molecule: messenger RNA, 3870 nt
Organism: Ictidomys tridecemlineatus (thirteen-lined ground squirrel)
Lineage: Eukaryota; Metazoa; Chordata; Mammalia; Rodentia; Sciuridae
Gene: Tmem170a
Product: transmembrane protein 170A
Biological process (GO): endoplasmic reticulum tubular network organization
Cellular component (GO): endoplasmic reticulum membrane
Source: RefSeq, a predicted model, not a curated record